AUCAAAACCUGUAGACAGACUUGUCCGGCUACCAGAAAAAUCAGGCGAAUACACAGUGAAAUCAGAGUACAAUCUCUUGAGGAUGACACCGAAAACCCAGACAGUUGAAACUUUCAACUGGAAAGCUAACAUUUGGCAGCUGUGCAUCUCUCCCAAAAUAAAAUAUUUCCUUUGGAAAGCCAUGAGAGGAGUCCUUCCAGUCAGAGCGGCUUUGGCCACAAGAGGCCUCGCGGAUUCUCUACUAUGCAAUGUUUUGGCAAUUGCGCCAAUCUCAAACCCCCCAGAUGAUGACCUACCAACCCCCUCCGUGAAACAAAUCCUCCAACAAUCCAAGCGAUCGACAAUGCUUUCACCUAUGGAAUUGACUUCGACACUGCUAUAUCCAUGGUUGUUCUGGAGCAUUUGGCUCGCCAGGAAUCAACUGGUCUUCGAGGGUCUCUCGACAUCACCGGAAAAUACCCUAUCAAGCAGACUAAAGAAUGACAACAGGCCCAACAAGAACAUCAGGUGGGCAACGUUAAAAAGCCCAACCACUUUCACCCUCAAGCCUAGGAACGCCCUCUCUCUAACUGCCGGAAUGGGUUGGCUUCUGCAGGACGAUGAAGGAUUCACGAUUAGACAAGGUUCUUCAUCGAGACAAUUCCUCUCAUCCGCUAUAGCAGCAGAAGCUCUUGCCGUCAGAAAGGUCCUCACGUCAUUUAUAUCUUCUGGAUUCCAGCGAAUUCAAGUGAAAUCGGACUCC
Messenger RNA from Thlaspi arvense, 742 nucleotides. NCBI's taxonomy places the organism in Eukaryota, Viridiplantae, Streptophyta, Magnoliopsida, Brassicales, Brassicaceae. The record is from the annotation of a GenBank genome assembly.